This is a messenger RNA of Callorhinchus milii (elephant shark), 2840 nucleotides long. RefSeq names its product F-box only protein 33. Gene Ontology annotation, cellular component: SCF ubiquitin ligase complex. The record is from RefSeq and is a predicted model, not a curated record. The coding region runs from base 22 to 1449 and encodes 475 amino acids. NCBI's taxonomy places the organism in Eukaryota, Metazoa, Chordata, Chondrichthyes, Chimaeriformes, Callorhinchidae. Gene Ontology annotation, biological process: positive regulation of protein ubiquitination; SCF-dependent proteasomal ubiquitin-dependent protein catabolic process. The transcript has 3 exons. Gene Ontology annotation, molecular function: protein binding.
CACCUCCCCCUGGACUCCUCCAUGGCUCUGUGCGGGGGCCCGGCCCCGGCCGUCGCGCUGCCCUGCGAAGUCAUCGUCCACAUCUUCUCCUUCCUAUCGCCCUGGGACAGGCUGCGGGCCUCGUCCGUCUGCACCAAGUGGCGGGAGUGUCUCUUCUACCCGUCCCUGUGGCCCGAGCUCCGGCUCCGGCUGCGGGGCUGCUCCGGCGAGCGCUGCCGCCUCGAGUUCCUCAUGAAGAAGUGCGGCUCGUUCGUGCGGGAGCUGCGGGUGGAGUUCGAGAGCUCCGAGAGCCCGCUGCUGGGGCUGGGGCCGGGGGGAGACGGUGGUGGCGGUGGCAAUGGAGGAGGAGGAGGAGGAGGGGACCCGGGCUCGGAGCCGUUGAAGACUUACAUGGACGAGGUGCUGUGUGUCCUGAGGAGCGUGAGGAGCAACCGCAAUCUGCAGAGGCUGAGCGUGUUCGGAGACGUGUACCUGCAGGAGCAGGACGAUAAACAGUCACACGAGAUCCAGCAACUGAUUGAAGAAAUAUUGGGGAAUUCCAAACAUCUGAAAUGGCUCUCUCUCGGGUUUAUGUUGGAGAUCUUAACCCCCACAACACUAGCAGCCUUGCCUCAGUCCAGUGCCAACUGCAUUGAACACUUGAGUCUUCUGGAUAUUAAUAAAACCCCAGUUAUUGAAGCAAUUGAGCUGGAGCGCUUUCUCAGUCUGCGAUCGCUUGCAUUGGAUUUCUGUGAUUUUACUGCUGAAGUAACAAGAGUACUUGCCAACAGCAACCAUGUGCCUUUGCAUAGGUUGUCUCUUGUGGUUCACCAUCUCUCAACGUCCAACACACACUUGUUAGAUAACGUGCCCCAGGAUGCAGAUUGGAAAAUGCUUACCAGACACUGUGCAAACCUUCAUGUUUACAUCAUGGCUUUUAAUGUCAGGAAUGACAUCCUGCUAAGAAUUCUGAAGCCCAGCAUACCUUUAGAGAGAAUUCACUUCGAUAGCUCGACUAAUGAUAUUUCAGGAGCUGUGGUAGAUCUCCUAGCUAGCCAGUACGCAAAGUCUCUCACCCACCUCCUCCUAAUCAAGGAUGUUGAGCAAGGCUUUCCGGACCUGGGUUCCAACCGCAAUGAAGACCCCUUGGUUCUGCUAGCAUGGAAGUGUAAGAAGCUCUGUCACCUUUCAAUUCAUGGAUACACAGCAUGGGCCCACAACCUCAUCGCUAUAGCUCGACUUCGUGGACGUAGGCUGCGAGUCCUGGAAGUCACAGAGGAAAGCAUUAAUUUUGAUCAAGGUGUGAUGCCUGAGCUGGAUGGUGAUCCUGUGGAUACGCUCAUUGAGGAAGUAUCCUUGGGUUUGGGAAAACAGUGGCACCCAGUGAUGAAUAAUGAACCCCUUUUUGUUUUCAGUGAGACUACUCUUUACUUUCAUAAGGAGAUGCAGCGCUUCAGUGAAGGCAUUUAGCAUUUCAAAAAUGUCUGUGUAUAAGGGAGCUCUGCAUUUUUUCAGUAAUGAGUUAACCUUCACACGUGCAGUUAAAUUAGUAAUGAGUUAACCUUUACACGUGCUGUUAAAUUAGUAAUGAGUUAACCAUUACAUGUGCUGUUUAAUUAGUAUUAGUUAUAUUUAUAUGUAUCCUGCUUAAUCUGUAAAUGUAGUUGGUAUUGGUUUAGAAGUAGAUGUGGCAAGAGUCACUGGAUUUUCUCUGUCAGCGCCUGUGUCAACUGCCAAAGAUAACAGAAUGAAGAAGUGCCCACAUGCUGGCAGGGGCAGGCCAAUGGCUGGUCAGCCAGAACCCACUAGUUUAUAAGGUUGACUUUCGACCUGUGGUACACAGCUGUGCUGUGACUCAGUCAACAAUGUUACAGCUCUUAAAUGAACGUGCACCUGGUUCACUGAAUAGUGAAUAUAACAAAAAAUCAUUUCCAACAAAGCUAUGAGCUGCUGCUAUGAUUUUGAGAACAUUCCACUAGGAUUUACUUUUAAAAUCUUGUUAAAGCAAGAGGCUUUAAAAGCCGCAAUGUUCAGGGCAAACCGCGGGUACAGUCGUGGUCUCUGUGAGACUAGCACCUGACCCUAGUUUUAAGUGGUACGAAUGUUGUGCAUUUAAUGUAAAGGACAGCCAGUAUUACUCAGUGUGGCCAUCAUGCUGCUCAGCAGUGCUGUGACCUGGCUGCUUUGUAUAAGCUUGUAAAACAAAUUUACUGUAUGCAACCUAUGUCAAAAUUGUAUUUAUGAAGAAAGUAUGCGUGAUUUCAAACGGUUUUACCAUCUUGUGUUAAAGAUGAUGCGUUUUGACAGGUGUGCAUUGUUGCGUGUCUCCAGUGAUUAAUGCACUUACCAUGCGGAUAUUAUAUGUACAUCUGUAGAGUGGAUCCACUGGUGCAGUGUAUGAAGAUGCCAGAUGUGGUGAGAUUUUAUCAGUGAAUGAGAUCAUAUGAAAUACUGACAGAAAAUGUGAGGAAAGCAGUUGAAUGUUUGUUUAAAUUAAUGUUUAAAGUUUGUGUUGACUGGUGAUUGUUUCAAUCUAUCAAUAAAGCAUUUAAAUGACUUAUUUAUGUAAUUUUUAGUGUUCAGCAUUUGGGAACUUGCAUACACUUUGCAAAAAAUGCAUUUAUAGUGCCUUAAGUGUAGGUGGAAUGCAAACUGUUUUUGUAGUUCAGUGGCAGAGUUUGUAGUGAACCAUAUUAACUCAUUGUUGGUGGCUGUAGUAAAUUGGUUGCAAAUUAAUUUCCUUUAAAAUGUUGAUUCUUGACUUGUAUUCUGUUCCCUUCUGCGUGCAAUAUUUUUGGGCCUACCCCAAAGCUGAAAAUUGCAUGCAUGGCAUACCUAAAUAAACAGCAUACAUGAUUUCA